Molecule: messenger RNA, 1593 nt
Organism: Dufourea novaeangliae
Lineage: Eukaryota; Metazoa; Arthropoda; Insecta; Hymenoptera; Halictidae
Gene: Dbp45A
Product: probable ATP-dependent RNA helicase DDX49
Exons: 6
Coding region: 238-1593 (451 amino acids)
Molecular function (GO): nucleic acid binding; ATP binding; RNA helicase activity
Source: RefSeq, a predicted model, not a curated record
CUUGUAACCUGUUGUAACUAAUGUAAACGUAAGUGUUAAUUUAAAGUGCUAUACUGGACUGUCAUAUUGACAAUUUUGUCAAUUAUUGAUUUACUUUGUUUACGGAGGAAGUAAUUCUGUAUAUGGAAUCGGACUUAAAUGGUGAUGAAGUGUUAUUAAAUGACACAUGUUAUCACACCACGUGCUAACCUGGACUAUUUGUAAACAAAUCGAUUUUCCCAUCAAAUCGAAAGAACCAUGACGUUUGCUGGAUUAAAUUUGAGCCCUUGGAUAGUGAAUCAGUGUAAUUCUAUGGGUUUGAAGACACCGACGUUGAUUCAACAGAAUUGUAUCCCUAGAAUUCUAGCUGGUGAUGAUUGCAUUGGUUGUGCGAAAACUGGCAGUGGUAAAACACUUGCGUUUGCAUUGCCUGUUAUACAGAAAUUGUCCGAGGAUCCUUAUGGCAUAUUUGCUUUGAUUUUAACACCUACCAGAGAACUAGCUUUUCAAAUAGCAGAUCAAUUCUCAGCAAUAGGAAAGUCCAUUAAUUUAAAGAAGUGCGUAAUUGUUGGUGGAAUGGAUAUGGUUGUUCAAGGUUUAGAAUUGUCAAAGCACCCGCAUAUUGUUGUUGCCACUCCAGGACGUCUAGCAGAUCAUUUAGAAAGUUGUGAUACAUUUUCUUUGGCAAGAAUUAAGUUCUUGGUUCUCGAUGAAGCUGAUAGGCUUCUUGGAGGUCACUUUGAUGACCAGUUGAAAACUAUAUUUAAUGCUCUGCCUAAGCAAAAGCAAAUUCUUCUUUUCAGCGCAACAAUGACAGAUACUCUUGAUAAAGUGAAACACAUUGCAUCUGGCAAGGUCUUCAUGUGGGAAUCUAAUGACGAAUCUGGUGUAGCCACUGUAAAAGAAUUAGAUCAACGUUAUGUACUUUGUCCAAAUGAUGUACGCGACUCCUUUUUGAUAGAAGUAGUUAGAACAUUCCGAUCGACUAACAAGGACGGAUCGAUAAUGAUAUUUACAGAUACUUGCAAGAAUUGUCAGUUGUUAUCUAUGACAUUAAAUGACAUCGGUUUUCAAAAUGUAGCUCUUCAUGCAAUGGUAAAACAAAGGGAUCGUCUCACAGCGCUUAGCCAGUUCAAAUCAAAUCAUACAAAGAUUUUAAUAGCUACAGAUGUUGCAUCAAGAGGUUUAGAUAUUCCUACAGUUCAAUUGGUUAUAAAUCAUAUUGUGCCAAAUGUGCCAAAGGAAUACAUUCAUAGAGUUGGUAGAACAGCCAGAGCUGGCAAAGAUGGUAUGGCUGUUACUCUAAUAACUCCACACGAUAUCAAAUUAUUGCAUGCCAUUGAGGAUACUAUCGGAACAAAAUUAACAGAGUAUAAAGUUAACGACAAGGAAAUAGUUACGAUCUUUACGCAAGUAUCGGUUGCUAAAAGGGAAGCAGAAAUGAAGCUGGAUGAAACAGACUUUUAUGAAAAGAGAAUGAUAAACAAACGUAAAAAGCUUAUUCUUGAAGGGAAAGAUCCAGAUGAAAUCGAAGAGAUACUAGAGCGUAAAUUAAAGAAGAAGAACAGAAGGAAACUUGCUGAAAAUGCAUAUAAUGCAGAUAAGUGCGCUUAG